AGGCUUUCUGAUGCCUAUAGAGUGAGCUCAACUCAAAGGUUUUUCAGCCUCACACUUGCCUGGUAUUUUGCAACAGUCAGAUCCAGCUCUGUGUAAUACUCAGGAAUACUGUGGCAGCAUCUGAUUUCUAGCCCAUUUUUUCUCCUGCAGGUGAUCCAGAAACUUCAACAAUGCAUCUGGAAGAACUCAAAAGACUACAGCAUACCUUGGAGCAAAUUAGUGAUGGAAAAUAUUUACUUGAAAAUCACCAGCUUGCUAUGGAUGUGGAAAAUAAUAUUGAGAAAUAUCAUAUUAAUUUACAGCCCUUGGAAUCAAAAGUGAAAGUCAUUCAGAGAGCAUGGCGUGAAUAUCUACAGCGGCAAGAUAUACAGAACCAAGACCAAUUGGAGAAGCGCAGUCCAUCACCACCUUCUUUGUCAUCUGACAAAAUGAGCAGUUCUAUCAGCAUGAACACCUUUUCAGAUGGCAGCACUCCGGAUGGCAUGGAUUUAGGCAGCGACCCCUGCAGCAGCCGCUCCAGCUCGGAAUCCAGCUCCAGCAAAGCCACCCCCUGCUCGGAAUGCAAGUCCUCCCCGUCGCCCACCAGCCUGGACCUGGCCGCCCUGGAGGACUCCGAGGAGGAAGGAGAGGAAGAGGAGGAAGGAGAAGAAGGCUUCCAGGUGUACCGCAAGAGGAGAGAGAUUGAUGUGUGGGAGGAAGACGAGGAGGAAGAGGAAGAGGAGAAAGAGGAGGAUGGGAACGAUGCCUCCCCAGCCCGGUGGAGUGUAGCCCAGGAGCCCCAGGAGGGGAGGAGGAGGAGGAAGAGGGGCCCGGCCAUGCCGCCCCCGGCCCCCCAGGGCCACCCACCGCCCCCACACCACCCUUUGCACCCCCUGCACCCUCACCCCCUGGACCUCCGGCACAAUGCCAACCUGGGGGUCUCGCCCCUCCACCGCAGGACUGGGCAGCCCCGGGCCCCCCGCCCCCAGAAGGGCCAGCCGGGCAAGCUCAGCAAUGGGAGGCCCCCGCCUGUCUCUUUGGAGGUUCCCUCGGGGGGCCUGAAAGUGGAGCAGGAGGAGGCCCAGCUGCCCACUAUGGACUGGGAGGCGCUGGAGAGGCACCUGGCCGGGCUGCAGUUCCAGGAGCAGGAGAGCCAAAAGAACCAGAGAAGCAACUACACCUCAGCUCAAAAAAAUGAGAGAGAGUCUAUCAGGCAAAAAUUGGCACUUGGAAGUUUCUUUGAUGAUGGCCCAGGAAUUUAUACCAGCUGUAGUAAAAGUGGCAAGCCAAGCCUUUCUUCUCGGUUACAAAGUGGGAUGAAUCUGCAAAUAUGUUUUGUAAAUGACAGUGGCAGUGACAAAGACAGCGAUGCCGACGACAGCAAGACUGAAACAAGUCUGGAUACACCUUUAUCCCCCAUGAGCAAGCAGAGCUCUUCCUAUUCUGACAGAGACACCACCGAAGAGGAAUCAGAGUCUCUGGAUGACAUGGAUUUUCUCACAAGACAAAAGAAACUUCAGGCUGAAGCCAAAAUGGCAUUGGCAAUGGCAAAACCAAUGGCCAAAAUGCAAGUAGAGGUGGAAAAACAGAACAGGAAAAAAUCUCCAGUAGCUGAUCUUUUGCCACAUAUGCCUCAUAUAAGUGAAUGCUUGAUGAAAAGAAGUUUAAAACCCACAGACCUGAGAGAUAUGACAAUUGGGCAGCUACAAGUGAUAGUCAAUGAUCUACAUUCACAAAUAGAAAGCUUGAAUGAAGAAUUGGUGCAACUGCUGCUUAUUCGAGAUGAAUUGCACACAGAACAGGAUGCUAUGUUGGUAGACAUUGAAGAUUUGACCAGUGCGGCCCCCUUUCAAUACCAUUUAGCACCAUUGCUGGAGACAAGACACGCUGAAAGUCAGCAGAAGCACAUGGCUGAGAAAAUGCUAACGAAAUAAAAAGAGAAGCCAUCAGACUAAAGAACGAGCUCGAACUUUUUUUGCUUCUGUGGUUGUACAAACGCCGAUGCUCCUCGUGUGGCGCACAAGGAAACCAGUGUUAGUCCUUGAUCCCGGGCGCCGUCUGCCAAGCACAAGGAACCCUGCACGAAGCCCCCCUUUGAACCGAAUGGUGGACGCACCGCACCAGUGCUUGGUGAAUUGCUCCCGAUGUCUGAAGCUUUAUGUCCAGUGAUUGGCCUAUGCUUUUUAAUUUAUUUGCUGUUGGGUUUUUAUUUGUUUUGUUUUUUACUCGUGCCACUAAAUAUUGGACAGUUUAAUAACCUUAUUGUAGAACAAAAUGUACAGUACUUAUAAACAUUGCAAACAUGAAAGAAGAAGAGAGAGGAUAGUUUAACUUUUAUUUUUGUUGAUUUAGAGACUUUUAAGUUAAAGCAGUAUUUUACCAUUGACUACUUUUUAUUGUCCCACCAUAGUUUUUAAAAAAUGAGACUGUAAUUUGACGGUGCUAUACAAGUAAAAGAAGAAGAACAAACAUAAAUGCCUGCCUUGUAGUGAAGUCGUAGCUUUCAGUAAUAUGUAUAUUUUAAUCAGUUUUCAACAUUUUGUGAAUGUUGACUACCUGACAUUCAUUUUUAGAUGUGCUAUUAACAUGCAGUUGGGUUGAAAGAGCUACCUUGAAAGUUUUAUGUAUAAAUAUGUAAAAUAAAAAUUAAAAAUUUCUUUCA
Anolis sagrei ordinatus is the source of this 2641-nucleotide messenger RNA. It is a transcript of the gene SCHIP1, whose product is annotated as schwannomin interacting protein 1. Gene Ontology annotation, molecular function: protein binding. Gene Ontology annotation, cellular component: plasma membrane; cell junction. Gene Ontology annotation, biological process: positive regulation of hippo signaling. NCBI's taxonomy places the organism in Eukaryota, Metazoa, Chordata, Lepidosauria, Squamata, Anolidae. The record is from RefSeq and is a predicted model, not a curated record.